AGGAGCCCUGCGGAUGUUGAUGGACUCACAUGUUACUGUUUAGCCGUGAAGGCAACUUCUUAUCGGUGUAGCUUUUAGCUAGUUCAACAGAAGCUUUCGUUAUUAAGCCAGGAUGUCGGCGUCGUUGGUCAGGAGAGGACUAGAGCUGCUCAGCGAUGAUAUUAAAGAUGUCAAUAAAGUGAAGAAGAAGAGGCAGCAGCAGCAGACCCCCAGCUCAGCCACUGUCAUGGAGCUGGUCAGCACCAAGCGGCAGGGAGUCACCAAGCAGGUCAAACGGCUGCAGGGUCGCCUGGGUCCCGGCAAGAGCAAAGCCACUGUUAAAGACAAGAGGAUCAAGUCUGCAGUGGAGGAGUUCAGGAAGAAGCAGGGGAAAAGCCAGAUGAGUGCAAACCUCAAGUACUUUAUGGAAACUGGCUACAAAGCAACAGACUCUGACACUCUGAAGAUCCUGAGUCACAAUUCAGGGAGACAGUCCAGGAAUCGCCCGGACAAACAGGGCAAGAAGCCCAAGGAGCCGCAGUCCUUGUUCACAGAGGAGGAGUUCGAGCAGUUCCAGAAGGAAUACUUUGGCAGAACUGUCGAGGAGAAGAACUAAAAGGACAGACAAAGACACUGAAGCAUCACAGGAAACACCAGGGCCACAUUUUGUGGAUCAAAGUGGAUUUUGUGGACCGGGCUAUGUUCUGGAAGUUGGUUCCCCUUCACGUUUCAUCAGUGGAACAAGAAACUUUAAGGAGAAAUGCUCACAUAGGCUCAGUCUGUGUUGGUUUUAGGGCUUGAAACACACACAGGGAAUUUACCUGCCUGAGUAAAAAAUAUGCUGUAAUUUUUAAAGUCAGCAUGCUUGGUUGCAACAGUUUGUUCUGAAUUUUUAACAUGAAAAGUUUCAUAUUGCAGCAUAAAGGUCACCACUUCAUUUCCUUAUGUUUCAGGAUCUUUGUAAAGGCGACUCAUAACAAUUAUCUGUUAUGUUCAACCACUAGUCCUUUUAGUAGUUAGGGUGGCUUUGUGUGUUGUGUACCUAAUACUGUAGUGAAACUUUUCAUAUGGGUCAUAUCUGUCACCUCAUUGGUAAUAGGUCUCUAUUACAGUUAUGGGGAAGGAGAUAUACAGAUUGUUUUUUUUUUUCUUUUUUUGUGCAGAAAUUCAAGCACAUUGAAUUUUUGUAACUUUAUCCUGAUAAUAGCAAUAAAUUUACAAGCAAAAA
Toxotes jaculatrix (banded archerfish) is the source of this 1207-nucleotide messenger RNA. It is a transcript of the gene rps19bp1, whose product is annotated as ribosomal protein S19 binding protein 1. NCBI's taxonomy places the organism in Eukaryota, Metazoa, Chordata, Actinopteri, Toxotidae. Bases 113 to 595 code for a protein of 160 amino acids. Gene Ontology annotation, cellular component: nucleolus. The record is from RefSeq and is a predicted model, not a curated record. The transcript has 4 exons. Gene Ontology annotation, molecular function: enzyme binding.